AUGCCCAUCACCUCGGAUGCAUCGACGAGAACCUCCCUUACUGCCUCUCCUCUCGAUCCUCAAGAUGCAAACGAUAUACCCAUCGAGCUCAAAAUCCCUUUGCCUCCUUCAAGAUCAUCCUCGGCACAAGACACUUACGAUAUUGAGGAAAGGAAAAAGGAAACUCCUAAACCCUCCAGCUCGCCCACGCCCGAUAUUAAGCGUUCGGAUCCGCACUUCGAAGAACUUGCCCAAAAUAUUUCUGAUGAUAAGCCAAGACUAGAAGAGAAGCUCACGUCCCCGCCUGUGACAAUACCAAUCCCGCUUGAUCGACUGACGCAGCUGGCGACGGAGGAACAAAAUGAAAUUUACCACGCAAGACUUCUUCAAGCAGAAUCAAGGCAUCUCAGUUUAUCAAAUGGGAUCAACCGAAGGCUAAAAAAUACACUGGGAAUAGCAUACGGCAACAUGAUCGACCAAUAUAAGGGCGACGAUCAAGCUGGUUUCACGGGGCUUUUUGAAGCCUCAGAACGACUGAUAUCCAAAUGUGACUCUCUGAGAGAAAUAUCCGCAGCAGGAGAGCCAACUGUGGAGAAUCCCCUAGAUUCUGGCAAUGAUGUCGGGCCCCUGCAUGAGCUGUCUUUCGAGGAUCAAGCAUCCAUUACGGCUUUCCUCAAUAGAUUACGUUUGGAGGAGGACUAUCUUGCUAGCCUCAUUGUCAACUUGCCACCACCCGACCUUGCGAGGCUGACUUCCUGCUAUCACCCUGCUGGUGUUGAUCUUUCUGUGCUUUCCAACCAUUCACAUGGAAGGACCCAGGCCUGGAGCCGUGACAGCCAGAUGAUGAAAUUAUCUCGCCGUAUGGACAACAUUGAUCUCUUCCAUACCCAUGACCCCUUUUACAUUCUGCUUCAUGGCAUAUUCGAUUCUUCCGCACCAUGGAAUUCUGGAGAACAUCGCCUACGGACGGAGGUCUGGGCCAGCACGUGCGCUUCUGUGAUGAUGGGUGGCAAGUUGGGUAGCGAAGAAUUUGCCAUUGCUACGCUCGACUCCUUCGUUGAUACCGGACAUUGGAUACUGCUCCCCAAAAUAGAAUCAUAUCUCCAGGAGGUCUUGGCUGAAGGCUGGUUUCUUCUGGAUCCUCCCACCAUAGAAUUUUCGGAAAAGGCGGAUUUCCUUGAACCUGACAGAGCGAGCCAUGCUAUUGCUGUCGCAGAAUUUUUCGACAAGUAUACCAGUAGGCUGUUGAGCCUUUUGACCGAGACCUCUAAUUCUGCUGCAAUUGUCCCACAGGGUGUCCUAGAUCUCAUUCACGCGACCCUGCGUCGGAUUCAUGACAAGCAAAUGAGGGAACUGGCAAAGAAAUUCAUCGUCUCAAGAUGGUACUUCGCAAGCUUUCUGACAAGUUUAAUAGUGUAUCCUGAGGUGCGAGGGUCUUUGCUAGAUUAUCACAUCGGUCAAAGUGCUCGAAUGUCAAUACUCAAGGAGCUUGCCCUGCGCUUGCAAUCGCAAGUUUUCUCGGUCCUAGCACCAAGCAGUCUGAGUUUCAUACUUCCUGAGGUCCAAGAUCAAGUCUGGCAGAUUGUGGAUUACUUUGAACCUCCUGAUCCCGCAUAUUAUACUUCUGCCAUAGAUACAUCCAACGCCGGUACUUUACAUCCUGGUCAAUUGGUGCUGAAUCAUUGGGACAUUAUAACCCUUGUCGAGACCCUCCGUCCUCCUGAGGAAGUCACAAGGUCCGAAUCAGCCGUCACCCUUUCCGAGGAUUCGUCAUCCAAGGCCAGCUCAACAACUCUCAAACCUGAGAUACAAGCCGUAAGCGCAUCUGGAGACUUUCUCCCGGAUCGUAAGUAUGCUGAAUCGUCUUCAACUGAUGGUACCCUCAUUGGAGAUGGACCGACUCCAAUGAUCUUGGACCAGAAAGGUGACGGGUCUUAUACACUAGGCCAAACAGAAAACGUUCCAAGGAAUGCGAUGAACAGCCGAGCAUUUCCUGCCAAGAGUCUUGAGAGCAUCUCGCAACAUUUGAGAGGUUUGUCCAAGGGGCGGGUGAAUUCCAUUGCGGAUCCUAGGACUCAAGAUUGGACAUUCUUCGACAUUGCGUCCGCCAACUCGCAAUUAGCGCAAAAGAUUGAUGUGAUGAUUGGGCCUCCUGCAUUACCUGAAGCUUUAUAUGAUACCGAGGAAGCUCGAGCGUUCAGCGGAUCAGAACAGCAGAUCAAAGAUCUGACGAAGGCUUUACUGGCCUUGUUGCAGCCGAACUGGGCUUUUCACUCCGGUGCUUCAAAGCAUGAUGCCAAUAUUAGAUAUCUAGUGGAACAGCGACUUGCAAUUGCAAAGGCAACCCAUGAUUUUGCGGAGGCCCACAAAUGGUGGCGGGCUCUCAAGACUUACGACCAUCUGCAGAGGAUUGAUAAAUCCGGGUCAUUCUACGGAGAUCUUACUCAUAAUCUAGCAAAUUUCCUGCAACAUCGAACUCAAGUCCUUACGAAGCAAAGGGAGCAAUUGCAGUCCAGCAUGAGCCUUCUGACCGCCCGGAAAAGGGCUGAAGAUACCACUCUGGGAACCUUCGAGCAGGAUCGCAAAGAUCUUCGGACUAAGAUGUGGUAUUCUUCAGACGUCAAGAAUUCAGCUCCCUACGAAGAUGCGCUACGUGUGACGAAAGCGCUUCGAGCUAUGGCCAAUCCGAAAAAGCCGAAGCAGGCAGGAGGACUUGCACACUGGGCUCGCCAACGGCUUCGGGGAACCGCACCAUACGACCGAGCUGACAGGCAGGCCUUGGAAGCUAUGGUUGCACCAACGGACCAUGGUGGAUUGAUCAAACUCGGGGAUGAUCAAAUACAGAUGAGCUCAAAAUGGCUGACCAAGAAUAGUAUCGAGAAUUUCUGCAAAGGGGAAGAACGGCUCCACAGGUUCUGUUUCGAGGUCCAAAAGACACUAAAUAAGCUUGUGGGCAUGAACCUCCUAGAAAGUCCUAUAUUAUGGUCAAGCCACCUAUUUCGACGUGAGAAAGCUGGCUUGGACACACGACCUCGUCAGUCCAGCUUGUCUAGCUACUCCCCUUCUCCUUUGACCCCGAUGCCGUGGGCGCAUGAUCCCUCAAACCUACGAUCUCCUACGCGAAGCACGAUGGAUUCUCGGAUUAACGGUCUGAUGGCUCCAAGUGGAGAAUAUGCAAAUACUAGUCUCCCACAGCAGCAAAUGUUCCAGAUGCCUCCUGUUGGCGGGCCAAGGUACCUACCUCCUUCGCUUCCACCAAGUCAAGCUUUCGGCCACCUUUCUCCACCAACCACGCCUUUGUCACCAAGAAUAAGUGACUCCUUUAGUGCUACGUCGCCUGGUAGGCCUGAAGUGGUAUCAAAGUCCAAAGUGGAUUUUGUUGAGGGCCUGAAGAAGAAGGUUCUUCCCCUCCUCAUCAGCGAUCUUGGGUACCUACUGUGGCCACUCGGCAGCGAAACUGACGCAUGGAUCAAUCGAGCGGCAACACAAGUACAAGAUUCAGCCAAGAGCGAAAAAGCCGAUGCUAAUACGCCCAAGCCUCGAGCAGUAGAGCCCAAUGAUCGAUUUUCGGAACAUGGAAAAGAGCCGACCAAUGUCUUUCGGGAUCAGGUGCCUACUGACAGUCUGCGCAAAUCUGGGGAAGAGGCUGGAAAAGGCAAUGUUCAUGAAGACUCCUUCGAUUUCACGAACGCGUACUCGACUCUGCUGCGCAAAAUGUCACUCAGCAGGAACCCAGAGACAAAGCUUCAAAUGCUGUAUGAGCUCGAGGACAUGGUCAUGAAUUCCAUCCAAUACAACAAUCUUGAUCUUUCGCCUUCUUCAUUAUCCUAUCAUUCACACACAAUCGACAAACCAGCCCCAAGCCUCAACAAGACCGUUCCCCGCACCAAGGCCACUUCCCUCGAAGAAGUCAUCGCAAAUUGCACAGAACGCCGCGAGAACACCAUGAAACGUCAACACCAGCGCUCACCUCUUCCACCCUCCUUCCUACUCUCCACCUCGCAACAGUCACCCCUCGGUGCUGACACCAUCGUCACAGCCCUCCUCGGGAUCCUACAAGACCCAACCCUCCGCCCGCGAACCCUCUAUCUCGACCUCCAAUACAUCGCCGCCUUCACCCCCUCUUCCAUCCUCGACCACACCGCACGGGGAAAAGCAUUCUGGGACACCGCCCUCGCCGCCAUGGCGCUCAAAGAAGACAUCCUCGACAACACCAUCAUCGCCCGCGCCAGCAAAAUAACAGACUACCAUCUCAACGCAAACGCCAAACACCCGCCCCAAACCCUCACAUCCACAGACACCCAAGACGAACCAUGGCUCGCGAAAACAAGCCUAAAAGACGCAGCUGAGCUCUACCUCACAGCAGCUAAGGAAGGCAACCCCGCCGCCGCCCGGGAGCUGGCGCUGUUCUACCUCACGCACCCGGGCCUCAUUAAGAGGGUUACUAGACCCUUCAGUAAAGGCAAAGAUGUCUUCGGCACCAUGGCUGCUGAGAGCAGCGGGUUUGGCGGUGGCGGUGGCGGUGGAGGUGGUGGCGCUCUCGAUCCGAGGACUUUUGCUGUCGUGCUGCAUUGGAUGGAUGUUGCGGCUUCGGGCGGCGAUCGCGUGGCGGUGGAGUUUUUGAGGGAUAAUGGUGCGCUUGGGAGUAGAGGACGGGGAGCUUCUUUGUGA
This is a messenger RNA of Bacidia gigantensis, 4650 nucleotides long. RefSeq lists its product as uncharacterized. The record is from RefSeq and is a predicted model, not a curated record. Lineage: Eukaryota; Fungi; Ascomycota; Lecanoromycetes; Lecanorales; Ramalinaceae. The transcript has 3 exons. The coding region runs from base 1 to 4650 and encodes 1549 amino acids.